Molecule: messenger RNA, 3090 nt
Organism: Phytophthora infestans T30-4
Lineage: Eukaryota; Oomycota; Peronosporomycetes; Peronosporales; Peronosporaceae
Exons: 2
Coding region: 1-3090 (1029 amino acids)
Biological process (GO): protein import into nucleus
Cellular component (GO): nuclear membrane; cytoplasm
Source: RefSeq, a predicted model, not a curated record
AUGGAGGUAGCCGUCGUCUCCGAAGCUGUAGUGUCCGAGGCGCUGCAUCAGCUCUAUAGUCCUCUGAGCUCUCCGCUCGUUCGUCGACGUGCCGAUUCACUGCUACAGCAGUUUCAGCGCUCUCCCGAAGCAGCACAGACGGCUCUGGUCGUGCUGCAAAAGCCGAUUGUCGACACAGGCAAUGCCGAGCACAACGCCUUGUUACGAGCCAAACGCGCGUUCUCUGCGUCGACACUCUACUUUACUGUGGCUUCGUACAUCCGCAAGUACAAAAUGGACGACCCAGCCAACUGGACACCCGAGGAUCGCACACAGCACGAGCUUGUCGUGAAGGAAUUUGGUCGGAUGGCUCAGGAUGUCUGGAAUGUUUUAACUGGACCGAAUGGAACCCAAGAAGAGCUGAACGUGCAGACUCACUUGGCCCUCACGAUUGCAGUCAUCUUGCUGCGCUUCCACGAACCGCAGGGCGAUACCACUGUGGUUGGUGCAGUGGAAUGGCUUGUUCAAACCCAAAAGCACCCGGUGAGCGAUGGUGUCACGGCUGUAUUGACCAAUUUCGCUGUGCUGCUCACGUUAAAGGUUAUUCCAGAGGAAGUGGACAACAAACGCGUCAAAUUCUCUAAGAACAAGCGAGCUCAGUGCGAAGAUAUGGUGCAGCAAUGCGCAGCUCACGUGGUUCGUGACGUCCUGCCAUCAAUUGCCACCGCCCUUGAUGCCAGCGAAGAGCAGGCUCAAUUGAAGGGGCUUUUGCUGCAAGCGUUUGCGAGCUGGGUGGAGCAUGGCACUGUGCCACCUCCAGUCAUCAUCGAGUGUGGGUUAUUGGAUCGAGCAUUCCGAGAAGCCUUGGUGCCAGCAACCUCCGUGUAUGCGUUGCAGGUUGUGCGUGAAGUGGUUCGCGCCUGCCGUCACAAUGAACACGUGCAGCUGAUGGAGAUUGUCAUGCACAACUCUGUGGUUCUAGGAAAGCAAGUGCAAGAGCGCAUAGCUGCAUCCGAGAAAAGCUUAGACUAUUGUCUUGCCGACUGUGUCAGAGCAAUGUCGGAGUGCGGACAAGCCUUUAUCGUGUACUUUGUGGAUUAUACGCUUGAUAUGCGCCCCGGGUCGUUGGUCUAUGAAUUCCUGGACUCCAUUUUGUUCUUUACGUCGCUGAACAACCUCGACAUUUCGAACGAAACGAUGGAGUUCUGGAUCGAUUUCCGCGCAUACAUCUCCGGAAAGCACGAGGAGCGAAUGUACGUGUUUGAAUCCUUCAUCUCGCGAUUGCUCAUCAUUUUGAUUGAGCGGACCCAGUAUCCUGAGGGCUUUCAGGCCUUCCCGGAGACUGCUAAGGAGCGUUUUUUCCUGUACCGAAGUGAAGUCCGCAACGUAUUCCGUGCACUUGCAACAGUUACAGUGGCUAGCGAGGAUAAGUUCAUUGUCGAUGCGAUUCAUGCCAUUUUUCAGCAGUACGAAGCCGCCGAUUCGGGAUCUCCCUUGCCAUCGAAUUGGUGGCAACGAACUGAAGUGUAUGUUCAUGCUCUUAGUGCAUUAUCAAAAUCGAUUCGCGAGGCAGAUACGUUUCUCGUUCCGAGGCUGUUCGAGUACUUAUCGCGGAAGGAGCCUUCUUACCGCGCACUCUUGCGCACAGUCACCAUCUUCCUUGGCGUGUCCGGCCAUUGGUUCGCACAACAUCCAGAGCACUUGUCAACCUCCGCGUUCAGAAUCAUCUCCAACGGCUUCGAGUCUCAGGAUGACCCUGGAUACCCGUUUACUCAGCACGGCUUAGAAGAUCAUGUAGGUGCGGUGGCCCUCCGGAAAUUGACUCUUCGUUGUGGCUCGCACUUCUUCAAUCCGCUGUGGAUGGACGCGUUGGUGAACCUGUAUCGCUCGAAUCGCGCGGCAGUGGGCGGGCCGUCCGGGUGUUUGACGGGAAACAGUGCAAAGCUAAUCGUCGACUCUAUCUGCCACGUCCUCACUACUGUAUCUUACAAGGAGGCACUCCCAGUGGUGGAGGAGCUCGGUGCCAUAAUGUUUGCAGACCUUGCUGCUCGGUACAGCCAACUAAACGCAGACGACGAAGGCUCGGUAGAGUUCCUGUGUGAAAUGUUUAAUCAUCUCUUCGUAUUAGCUACGAGGAUCCCGGUGCUGAUGGACCAAGAGACCCCGCAUCCAGUUCUGUGCGUGUUGCAAAAGCAGUGGGAGGUGUUGGAGACUAUUUUGCGAGUGUAUGGCUGCUGUGAUGAAGUGGCGGGGCAAUUCUGCGUGCUUUUGGUGGGCGUGUUUGAAUCUUUACGGUUCCAAGCGCUGGAGUUGGCGUCUGCAAUCAUGCCGGCGUUAUUAGAGCAAUUUUCCCGGAGUUAUGAUGGUAGUUAUCUUAGCGUGAUCAAGAGUAUCAUUGGCUGCGCUGGCGACGACGAGGCUACUGCAGUUAGCUUAGCACGAGUGAUGAUUAUCGUGACUGAGAGCUCAAUGAGCAAGAUCGCGGCAGACGGUAGUGUCGACGAGCACCCGGGACUUACUAUCGCACUUUUUUCGUUGGUGAUCACCUGCGGUACCCACCAUCCGUUGAUCUUAGUCCAGUCGAACCAGUUGGAAGGUGUUUUGGCACUCGCGCUGCACGCCUUUAAGUCCCAGAACCCUGAGGUUGGAACUGCAACUUUAGACUUCCUGCUUGAGCUGGGCUCUUUAUACGGUCAGAUCCUUCGCACUCCGGAAAACUUGCUACAAGGACCAGAAUUUGCAGGAAAGCUACUGCUGCACCAACAGAUUCAAACUCUAUUCUUUGAGAAGGACGUGCAGUACCACGUUCUUUUCGCAUUGUUCAAUGCCGCGGCGGGUGGUAUGCCACCAAACUUGAUGGAGAAAAUCGCAGAAGUCGUUCGGUCUUGCUGGGUCUACUUCGGGCGACAGCGCAGUGAAGAGCUUAUUCACCGGCUUCUGUCCGACAGCAACUUUCUGGGCUCGCAGGUUAGUGAACGCGCUCGAACUGAAUUUCUCAACUACAUAUCCACACCGACGUGCGCGGAAAACUCGCGUAAGUUUAAGCGCGUACUGAACGCGUUCUGUGACCACUUCAAACGCAACCUUACGGGAAGUGCGGUGCCAUCGUGA